Mesorhabditis spiculigera is the source of this 372-nucleotide messenger RNA. NCBI's taxonomy places the organism in Eukaryota, Metazoa, Nematoda, Chromadorea, Rhabditida, Rhabditidae. The record is from the annotation of a GenBank genome assembly.
AUGCCGUCCACCCUUGGCAACACCGACCUCUCCAUUUUUGAAGAGGAGCCUGUAAUCGAGGCAAAGCCGCUGCUGAUGAAGGACGACCAGAUCGCCGAGUUGGCGGCAACGAUCAGGGCCCGCUUCAACUUGGAGGGCGAACUGUGCCGGCUCCUUCGCAAAUGCUUCAAAAGCCAGAAAGGUGCCCUCGAGUUGUACAGACGUGCGCAGAGGGAACGUUGCCAGCGCAAAGCCUGGGAGAUGUACAACGACGCCACGCGCAAGGCAUCGGAAAUCAAAGUGAAGCUCAACAACAACAAGGAAAAGAUGCUGCGCGCCGAGGAGCUGUUGAAGGAGUACAAGCGUCAGCAGCAGACCGACUCCACCGCCAUC